AUGAAAUAUCAAGGUCUUUUAAUAAUAGCUGCAUUUUUCAUUGCAUGCUUAUUAGGAGAGCAAGAGUUUCGAAUCGUUAAUAAAUGUCCAGUUUUUGGCUUAAAAGACCGCAUUUUUAUAGUAGAAAAAGGCUCAUUUCUUCCAUGGCUUUUUCCCAGCAGCUCAUCCUAUGCAAAAUUAUUUUCAGAUACUGAAUUUAUUUAUGAUUUUAUUGUUCCUCAUCUUACUCUCCUCCUAAUAAUAAACAAAAAUUUAACUUCUUAACUAAGCCCUUUUAAAUUGAACAAAAAUCUGUAAAAUUUUCCUUUAAACCCCCAUUUAAAAAGUGUAUUAAGUUAUUUUAAAAAAAUAAUCAACCCCCUUAAAUUGGAACAAAAUGUUUUUGUUCCAAUUAAAAAAGAUGGAUUAAAGAGUUUAAAACAAAAUUAAGACUAGUAAAUCUUAUAUAAUUUAUCAAAAAUUGUUUUAUUAAAAGAGUUUCUAUUAAAAUGAUUCAAUUUUAAGCUCACCCCUUAUAAUAAGUAAAUUCUAAUCUAUUCAUUGAAAUUUUACUUACUCCCCCCCCCUCCGUGAGUGAACAAAAAAUUUUGUUCACUCACGGAGGGGGGGGUUAAUUUUUUUUUUAAAAAAAUUUAUAUAUAAAUUUUAUAAAAAAUAUUUUUUUUCGAAAUUUAAAAAAAUCCUAAUUCGCAAAAAUUGGAAAGCAAAUAUUAAUUCAAUUUGCAAAAUUUAUGUUUUAAAAAGCAAUUCGUUUAAAAAUAAACAGAAUUAGCUCUAGAUUUCAUUAUAAUAAUUAUCAUUUAUAUAUCAAAUUUUUUUUCCAUAAAAAAUUUUUGUUCACUCACGGAACGGAGGGUGGGUUUUUGGGCAAAAAAAUAGCGAUUUUUUCUAAUGGUUUUGUUCACUCACGGAGGGAGUUAGCUAUUUUUUAUCCUAAAGACACCUUAUAAUCUGCUAAAUGUUGCUUAUUAUUAGAGAGUUAGAGAAGAAGAAAAAUGCACCAUUAAAGACUCUGACAAAUUCAAAAUGAUGUUUCCUUCAGCUAUUUGGUUACCUGAGAAAGAGAUGUUUUUGACUAUAGUAAGAAUCAGUAUAAACAGCAGAAAAAGUUUUUUAUAUGCAAGUCUAUAUGAUUCAGAUUGGAAUGAAAUAUUUGCAGAGGAAAUGAUUGGUAGAACACUGGUCCCUGGAACUUUGUUUAUUGAUGGUCCAGAAUGAGGCAUGCAGAAUCUUGGACCUGAAGAUCCAAGGAUUUUUAAAGUAAAUGAUAAUGAAGUUUAUGUGAUUUUUAACAUGCUGGACUAUGAUAACAAAAGGAAAAUGUGAUUAUAUAGCUUUUCAAGUGGCGCGUUUUAUCCAUUAUCAUUAAGUAUACAUAAAGAGUUAAAUUUUUAUAUAGAAAAAAAUUGAACACCUAUAAUAAUUGACGACGGGUGUAUUUAUUUUGUAUAUAAUUACAAAAAUUUUCAAAUUAUUGAUUGCACUGAUUUAACCAAUCCAUGCACACAGAUUUCAGGAAAAUAUGAUAAAACCCCCAGCGGACUAAGAGGAGGAUCUCCAUACAUUCAAUACCGCUCUACCGAUUACUACAUCUCUCUAGCAUAUACACACAUAGAAUUUUCCAAAGUAAAUAACAGAUGCCAUAUUUAUCGUCCAAGUCUUACACUCGUAAAGGUAUCCAAAAAUCCUUUGCAUUUUGAGCUGAUUUACACAAGUGAGCCUUUGGAUUUCCAAGGAAAAUUAUUUCUGGAACCUAUAACAAAUUAUAAAAGUUUGGAAGAUGUAGGUCUUUGUGGGGAUGGUAGGAUUAUGAUGGCUCUAUCAAUAUCUAGGUGAAAUUAUGAAAAAGAUGUCGUAGAUAUUACAUUUAGCUUAAACGACACAAUUCCAGUUGCUGCGAAAGUUUCAGGAUUGACUGAGCUGGUUGAUGAGGUUAUUUUCUGAUAUGAAAAGGAAAAAUUGCCUAGAGAAGAUAGAUGUGCGGAAAGAUUGGCGUAUGUAAAUUAUGAUGUUGACCAAACUAAAAGAAAUAGAGAUAAAGUGGAGGUUUUAGAUGCGCAUUAUGUUGCUGACUCCCCCAUUAUAAGUAAUUUCUUGCAUAUUCACAGAAUUUUUUCCUAAAUCUCCAAAUUAUAAAUUUAAUAUGAAAAUACGAAAAUUAUUAUUAUUGAGAGGUUUUCAGAUAAAAAGUGAAAAAUGCAAAAUUUUAGGCAUUUACCCCAAUAAUAAGUAAUCUCAAUCAAUUCAUAUUAAAUUUAAAAAAAUUGUGCAAAACUCCUCACUAAUAAGCAAGAAGUUGCUUAUUGUCGAAGGAGUUAGUGGAAAUAA
Messenger RNA from Blepharisma stoltei, 2328 nucleotides. Lineage: Eukaryota; Ciliophora; Heterotrichea; Heterotrichida; Blepharismidae. The record is from the annotation of a GenBank genome assembly.